AAAUAAUCACCUAUUUUUUCUGAAAUGUCAUCGGUAGGCAUCGACUAUGAUGUUUAUAUUAUUUAUCGAUCCACUCUAAUGUCGCUUUUGAAAUGGCCGACGUUUAGGGGGAGUGUCUAGCGGAAAUCGAAUUUCUGAGUAAUUUUUACCAGAUAAGACUAGUACACCUCAUACAUUCCAAAUUUAAAGACUGACAAACUUUUUUUAAAAAGUGGAUAAUCAUGGCUUGGCGUUUCAAAGCCUCUAAGUAUAAAAAUGCGGCACCGAUUGUGCCUAAGCCAGAGGCAUGUAUUCGGGACAUUUGUGUUGGAUCAUAUCAGACUUAUGGGAACAACAUUUGUGCGUCUGCUGCCUUCAUGGCGUUCAACUGGGAGCAUGUUGGGUCGAGCAUGGCUGUGCUUCCCCUGGAUGACUGCGGGAGGAAGAGCAAGACAAUGCCUCUGCUGCAUGCUCAUUCUGACACCAUAACUGACAUGGAGUUUUCACCCUUCCAUGACGGCUUGCUGCUCACAGGAUCACAGGAUUCCUUGGUAAAAAUAUGGCACAUUCCGCCCGAAGGUUUGAAGGAGUCGCUGUCGACUCCGGAGUGUACGUUGUCUCAGAAGCAGCGUCGCGUUGAGAAUGUUGGCUUUCACCCGGUGGCUGAUGGUCUGAUACACGUCGCCUCCGGCCAUGAACUCGCUCUUUGGGACCUUACUAAGCAGAAAGAGGCUUUUGUGAACAGAGACCACGGUGAGGUGAUACAGUCUACCUCGUGGAAGAAGGAUGGCAAGUUGCUGGCGACUUCUUGCAAAGACAAGAAGGUGCGCAUCAUAGACCCGAGGGCGGCCACCGCUGUGGUGGAUGUAGCCAACAGCCACCAGAACAUUAAAGACAGCAGGAUUGUGUGGCUCGGAGAUCAGGAUAGAAUAUUGACUACUGGUUUCGAUUCAGCCCGUCUCCGUCAGAUAAUGAUCCGUGAUAUCCGCAACCUAUCACAAACGCAGAAGACCUUGGAGCUGGACUGUUCCACUGGGAUCCUGAUGCCACUCUUCGAUCCUGAUACCAACAUGCUGUUCCUAGCUGGGAAGGGAGAUACCACAAUCUUGUACAUGGAGCUUACGGACAGGGAACCUUACCUCAUUGAAGGAUUGAGGCAUUCUGGUGAACAAACUAAGGGUGCUUGCUUGGUACCGAAGCGAGCUCUUCGCGUGAUGGAAGGCGAAGUGAACAGGGUGCUACAACUGGCCGGGUCCUCGGUCGUGCCUAUUAUGUACCAAGUGCCAAGAAAGAGUUAUCGCGACUACCACGCAGACUUGUACCCUGAUACAACUGGCUCGGUGACGUACCUCAGUGCUCCGAUGUGGCUCGAUAACCAGGACCAUCCAGUACCCAACAUUUCUUUGCACCCAGACGCUAAUAAUGGCACACAGAUUCACCGCGGGAAUUUAGAAGAAAUGGUUAAGGCUAUAUUGGCAAUGCCUCCACCGAAGAAGACCGAUUCGAAGAAGAUGGCGCCGGCACCAGUUCAGAUCGAAGAACCUGUGAAAACUGUAACGAAACCACCACCAGAACCAAAAGACGAAGACCGAAUCGACUUUGUCAACGUAAAAGACCUUAUUAAGGGCAUGGAAAGACAGAAAUCUAACAAAGUAGACUAUCAGAAAGAGACAAAUGGCUUCCACAAGAAGAUUACAGAUAACGGUCACGAUAAUUGUCACGAGAAGAAGACUGAUUCUGAACCAGAGAAGCCCGAACCAGACGUUAUUCCGCAAAAGACUGAGAAGACCGAGGACAACGAUGAAAAGACCGAAAAGACCAUUGAGAAAACUGAUAGUACGGAGUCGACCGAGUCUUCUCUAUCGAGGAGUAACAGUUUGAUUAACGGGGUACCUGUUCAGGUGCCAAAGCCGAUGCCCAGAUCCUCGAUUUCGGAGCCAGGGUCCAUGGAGGAGCAUUCGGAGGUGCCCAAACCAAAGCCUAGGACUACAACAGUACCUGGGUCUGGCUACAAGGUACAUGAGCCUCGUCUUGGACCGAAGCCGUUCUCAGCGGCUACUGGCAACGAAGAUUUCUCGUUCGAUAAAGUCUUCUCAGUGCCAGCUGUGCCUGGACUCACCAAAUCUGAUUCAGCAUCAUCUCCAGUGUCUGGCCAGGCGACUACCCCGACUGCUACAUCGACGCCUACUGCCAAGGACGGCAGCGAAGAGAAAGACAAGUCGUUGUCUCCCACUAGCGAUGUGGAAAUCGCACCUAAUAAAGAAGAAUACACAAAUGGCAAGUCGGACACGAGUUUAGAAGAAGAGGUGAAUUCUUCUGACUCCGGCUACCGCCCGAAGACGCCAAGCACAGCGGAACGAAGGAAAAUGUUUGAAAAUACUGACGGUGCCCAGUCAAUAGCUGACCGUCGUCGUGCGUACGAGUCGAGAUCCGUGAGCGUCGCCGUCGAGUCCGAUACACCGCCGUCGCCCGCUCCUCUUAGACGUCGAGAUUCGCUGAAAUCCCGCAAAAGUCCAGACCGCGAAGAUAAGAGGGCUUCGGUACCUAAUGUCACUACAAAGAGGACCUCCACUGUAUUUGGCAAAGUAUCGAAAUUCCGCCACUUGAAGGGAACUCCUGGCCAUAAGUCGACUCAGUUGGAGAAUAUCAAGAACAUUAGCAGACAGAUAUCUGGGGAAUGCAACGGUUUCUAUGCGAACGGCUACCGUUGCGCGGUCCCGCUGGGCGGCGGCGGCGGGCGGGUCGGCGUGCUGGAGCUACCUACGGGGGCUACCCGUGUCGCAGUGGCCCGCAACGGGCCGGGCGCGCCGCGCGUGCCCGCGCUGCUGCACCCCGCGCCGCUGCAGGACUGGGCCUGGGACCCCUUCCGACCCACGCGUCUACUCGUCGCCUGCGACGACGGACUCGUGCGCGAGUGGAUCAUACCUGAAGACGGACUACAAGAAUCAACCAACGAGCCGGCUCGUACGUUCUCGGCUCACCCGGACAAGAUCUACAUAAUACGGUUCCACCCGACCGCGUCAGAUUUACUGACCACUGCGGCUCACGACUUGAGUGUAAAGAUCUGGGAUUUGAACCCGGAGACUCCCGUGGCAGCCAUUAUAUUGACUGGCCACACCGAUCAGAUAUUCGCGUUGGACUGGUCACCUUGUGGAGAGUAUCUGGCUACUGUAUGCAAAGAUGGACUUAUAAGGGUGUACAAGCCCCGGUCGUCGACGGAGCCGAUAGCGAGCGGGCCGGGCCCGGCCGGCAGCCGCGGCGCGCGCGUCGUCUGGGCCCUCAACGGGACGCAUCUCGUCGUCACCGGCUUCGACAAAGUAUCAGAGCGUCAGAUCCUGCUAUACAAGGCUAGCGACCUGUCUGCGCCCGUGUGCACGGUGGGACUGGACGUGUCCCCCGCCAUACUGCAGAUACACAUCGACCACGACUCCGGCACUCUGUUCCUCACAGGACGGGGCGACUCGACGAUCUACUGCUACGAGGUGACGAGCGAGGCGCCCCACCUGUGCGCGCUGUCCCACCACCGCUCGCCCACGCUGCACCAAGGGAUCGCCUUCCUGCAGAAGAAUCUAGUCGCUGUUGAAAAGGUGGAAUUUGCAAGAGCUCUACGACUGACUAAUGGAACAGUCGAGCCUUUGUCUUUCACCGUACCCAGAAUAAAGAGCGAGUUGUUCCAAGACGACCUGUUCCCGCCGACGCUGGUGACAUGGGAGGCGUGGCAGGGCGCCCGCGCCUGGUUACACGGGGACCCUGUCACUCCGCGCAUCGUCAGUCUGCAGCCGCCCGGCAUGGAGCCAUUAUCGGCGCAUACCGCGGCGUCGCCCGUGUCCCGCGAGGCCCGCGACAAGCCGGCCGCCACCAAGCCCAAGCCCGACCUCAUCAAGUCGCACGUCCCGCAGGAUACCAAGGCUAAGGAGGACAGCAUAAUGAAAUCCAUUAGCGCCAAAGUGCAGAUGAAUUUGAAACUGGAGCAAGACAGUAUGGAAGGUGUCGACGAAUCCGAAUGGGAUCAGUGAAAGGUAACCCGACUAAAUCAAGUGCAAUUGAACAACUCUAGCUUGUAGUGUUAUUUAGAGGCUCCCGUAAUCGGUCGCGUUAUAUGUACAACGACUGAUCGCCCGUAGACUGAUUUUGGCGGUACGAAUAUAGAUAUUUGCUUGAAAAUUUAAUGUGUAUUUAAAGCAUACUUUCAGAUAUGAUAAUGAUUUUGUUAUAAAAAUACAAUUAAAUAUGUGAAGAUGUCAAAAAAGAAUGUAUGAUACAAUGAAAAACUUGUUUAGUUUAUAAAUUGUCACAAUAGGAGUACAAGUAAGGCGGAACGGCAAGUAUUUUUAAUAGAAAAUGAUAAGUUAACUAACAUUUGAACUCAGUACAGUUAUUCACUUAGUCAAAUCCGAAGAUAUAGACCUGCAUAGAAGAAUGCAAGUUCUUCGUUACGGUAGUAGUAUGAAUUAUUUAUUGUUGAAAAUUAUUCCUAUCUCUAUACGUACCGUCAAAUCUAAAACAAUGAAAUAGCACCCCUCGCAAACGAAAUUUAACUUUUUAUACCUAACAAUAAACUUGGGAUUUCAAAAUAUUUUAUAGAAAUUUUUCCAGUGGAUCCCAUUUUUUACAUUUUAAUCUUAGAUAUCAAAUAGUCGUGGUAAUGUAGAGCCCUAGUGUUAUACGUCGGCGCAUAAGUCCAAUAAUAUGUACUGAUUAUAGUUUUUAAGUCCACUGUCAAAAUAUACAUUCAGAUUUGAAAAUGGGAGUCUUCGGGAUAAAAAAUUGACCGCGAGGCGACGAAAUGGGGAAACAUAGACAUAGUAUUUAAUUUGAACUAGAUAUCUUAUAUUUGAAAUCGGUCAGUGCAAUUUUGGUGGUAGAAUUGUAAUUGGUUGUUAUAAAGCUCCUUACUAGACGUCUCCCAUUUCCAAAUUGGAAUGAUUAUUAAAAUAUCAAGUCACUGCUCACGGCCAGUCACAUUCUCAUCGCCGCACUGCUGAUAAAUUAUUUGCUGUAAUGCUAAACUCGUGAUCUCAUUGAUAUUCGACCAAAACUUAACCAACCAUGCUCAUAAUGCUCACUUAACGCGUUUAUUAUUGACCCACAAUUUGUUCUAAUAAUUACUAGCAAAAUGCUCAAAAUUCCAUUUAAAAGGACACAAAUUUUAGUCGACUAUUGUCAGUAAACUCCAAUCGAUACAUUUAGUAUCGAUACAUCCAAUAUCGAUACAUUCAGUGUCGAUACAUUCAGUAUCGAUACAUUUCGUAUCGAUUUCAAACUCGAUUAUCGCAUAAAGUUUUUAUUAAACAAAUAGGUCAGCGCAACAUUCCUACAUUUUGCCAUAAAAUGCAUUUAUUUAUAUUGCGUAUGCGUAUUUACUUUAUGUAUGAAAUAACGAAAAAUAUUGAAUAUACGUAUGAUUUGUAUGUAAUACUUGUAUGUAAGGAUGUGUAGGGUAUUCAUACUUAUUAGGGAAUUGACAUUUUAUGAUGUAACCGAUAUUCUAUAGUCACCAUUAAUAUUGCUAGAAAUAACACUGGCUUGUGAUCAUUGGAAAUCUAUGAUUUCAUUUACAAGAACCGACUAAAAGUAUACUAAAUAUAUUACUUAACUGAAAAUAAAAGGUUUGCAAUGAUCACUAAGUUAGUUUGGAGAUACAUUGAAGAUGGAGCCUGUAAACUAACGCCCAAUACUCAAAUGCUACUCAAUUUUAAGUUGUACUCAAAUAUCGUGCUAUCUCUGUCAUUUUAUAAAGAAUUGAUAGUGACAGAACUACAUUUGAGAGCGUCUUAAAAUUGAGUAGCGUUUGAGUAUUCGGGCAUAAGUCUUCUAGAUUCCCCAGUUACUUCCAAUAGAUAACCAAAUUAUUAUUUCUUGCACUUAGUAUAUCUCUUCUUUCUUAUAUCUAGUUAUUAUAAAAUCUCUCUUAAUAAAGUGACCCAUUCUAAACAGGACUCCAUCUUCCUUGCAUUUCCUUCUUAGUCUUUGUAUAUGAAAAAAAAAAAUAUCUGUAACUAAUGAAAGCGCGACUUAGUACCGCUAGUUGAUGCCAUAAACACACCACUUUUUGCUCAAAACGCCAAAGACUAUGUUUUUCUUGUCAAUAUGUUGAAAUUGUAUUAGUUUAUAUUUUAUUUUGAAAACUUUUAUGGGAUGUGUGAAGUAACUGCUACAGCGAGAUUCGUCGUCAGUCGAAAAUAUUUAUUUAAAGUCAAAAUGAGACUUGGCGAGACUGCGAAAGUUACUACACCGUCUCAACCCUAUUUCUCUAUUACGAAAAUGUCUGUCUUUGUUCCAAUCGACAGAAAUAUCUAGAUAGCUAGAUUUUGUACCUAGUAUUAAAAAGGAAUCUCAUUUUUAAAUUAUGUAUGUAUUAAAUAUUCCCAUUCAAAAUUAAACUUUAAAGUCAUGAAAUUAAAAGUUAAAGCGCAUCAAUAGGCCUACAAGAGCGAGUAUGAUGUAUGUAGUGUCCUCUCACUCGCACUCACCAAGUAAGAGUGAGACAAAAGUCAGGGACGUCAUACUCAAGCUUUCGUAUUUUACUUAAAUAUUUACGAAUAGGUGUAAUUUUUAUUCACUAGUCAAAAAUAUAUACUUUAAAUGGGAAGAUUCUUAAAAAUAUAUUCAAAAUGUAUUACUUUAUGAUUAAUUUAUGAUUAAGAUUUCUAUGUAUAUUUUUAGUUUAGAUUUUGAGCGGUUUGUUGUCGGUGGGAUUUUAAAAAUACACAAAAUAAUUAAAUAUUAAUCUAGUACAAUUAAUUUUACUAACAGUUAAUAAUUGAACAACAAAUCACUAAAAGAUAAUAAACCAAUCAAAAACCGACCUUAUCUCCUAUGGAAAAUGUUCAAAAUAUUACCGACAGCAAACAGACGCUUCAUACUACUGCACACUAUAUUCAUAUCAAACUAAAGAAAUCACCACAUUAUAUCGUUUGCUAGUAAGAACGCACCUUUGGUAACAAGUAUAUUUAACAGUAUCUUUUAAGAGCAAGAGAUAAAUGAAAUUUUAUAUGAGGGUGUGGUCUCAGUAACAGCGGGUACAUAAGCUGAGCGGAUAUUGUAAGACUGGAUUUCUACCAUAACUCAUUUUGUAUUAUAACUAUCGUACCAAUGACAUGAUAAAUUAAUAAGGUAUAUGGCUUACUCACGUUCUAAUAUUUUGACUCAACUAGUUUCAAGUCAUCCAGGAGCCCAUAAUCAUGAGCAAUACUUGCGACAAAUAUCCCAUCUGUUUACAAAUUUCAUUCGUCUAUUUGGGAAAUAAUAGUAUUAGAUAAUUUCAUUACCAUAACUUCAACCGCCCUGGACGAGGCGAGAGGGAGUGUCAGACUCUUACUGACUAAAAACCACCCCGUUCCUACUCCUGCUUUUCGAGCCGGAGCCCCGGUACACCCGCUAGGUAGUCCGCAGCUCCGGAUAGAAUACACAUAUGCCAUUACUUUUUGGGAUACAAAUAGGAAUAUGAGAUAAAGCCAAUAUUAAAGUGUCAAAUUGUUACCCGAAUCGUGCCCGCUAGUACACAGACCACACCCUAAUCAGUCUCACCACCAUUUUAUUAAUUCUCAUUGUUUGUGAGUUUUAAAUCAAAAGUAGAAUUUAUUUGACGGUUUCUUAUUAUUCAAGUUAAUGUGUACUCAGCGAUAAUACUUUGUUAAGUGAAAUUUUAAAAUAUCUGUUGACUUAACACUCGAAUUUGUAAUCUAAAUAGACAAAUGAGUAUAAUUUAACAAUAAACGCCCAAGACAAAAUAAUGAUGAUAAUAUUUAUCUAAGAAAAGUUGGUGUAAUUUGUCUUAGCGCUAGGUAUAUCCAAUUUUAAGUGUGGGAGAGCCAGUUCGUCCUGAGUGAUACCACGGCCUCACAGAAAACCGACGUGAAACAACGCUUGCGUUGUGUUUCGUUGGGUGAGUGAGAUUACCGGAGGCCCAAUUAUCCGCCCUUCCCAAUCUUCCCAACCCCGAUUCCCCAACAAUCCUUAAUUUCCUAACCCCCAAAAGGCCGGUAACGCACUUGUAACGCCUCUGGUGUUUCGGGUGUCCAUGGGCGGCGGCGAUUGCUUACCAUCAGGUGAUCCGUCUGCUCGUUUUCGUUAAAAAAAUUGUAUUGACGCUAUGUUUAUUAAUAGCAGUAGAUAUUACAAGAGUACCAAACUAAAAACUUGUGUGUUCUUUAAGAAAUCGUCAAAUAUGUUUAUGCACAAAGUGUUACCUGCAUUAAUUUGCUCUCUAAAUCCCUUACCAAAGUUGUGAAAUGACAAUAAAUUGAUUUUGUAACGUGAACCUUCCUCGUCACCCCUAAAAUAGUUUCGUCCAAAACGCUAAAUGUAUUUAUGUAUGUAAUACGUAAAAUUGCUACAAAAUUGGGAAUCUAGUGCCAAUAUUUCUUUUUUUGUUUCAUUAUUGUGAAAUCGGCGUUAGAUGUGUUGAAUCUUUUCCCUAAUCCUUUUUCGAUAACAUUGAUAGAGCUAGCAGGCAACAAGAAAUGUGUGAACUUUUUUCUAACAGAUGACAUUGAGGAUUGGCGCCAAAACAUCUGUCAAUUUUAUCGAAGGAGGUUACAUGUAAUGUAAUAUAAUGAUCACAGACGAUACCCUCAUUGUGUGAGUGCGUGUAAUUUUUGUAUUUUUGGAUGUUGUAAACCUACAGAUAUCCUAGCGUUAAGGCUCAAUAUUUGGAGAUAUUUUUAUUAUUUUGCAUUUUUUUAUUAAACUCUUGCUAAAUU
Molecule: messenger RNA, 8684 nt
Organism: Spodoptera frugiperda (fall armyworm)
Lineage: Eukaryota; Metazoa; Arthropoda; Insecta; Lepidoptera; Noctuidae
Gene: pod1
Product: coronin-7
Exons: 23
Coding region: 222-3995 (1257 amino acids)
Molecular function (GO): protein binding
Source: RefSeq, a predicted model, not a curated record